Messenger RNA from Micropterus dolomieu (smallmouth bass), 1676 nucleotides. RefSeq names its product RAB9A, member RAS oncogene family (gene rab9a). Gene Ontology annotation, molecular function: GTP binding; GTPase activity. The record is from RefSeq and is a predicted model, not a curated record. Gene Ontology annotation, biological process: retrograde transport, endosome to Golgi; Rab protein signal transduction. The transcript is spliced from 3 exons. The coding region runs from base 310 to 918 and encodes 202 amino acids. Gene Ontology annotation, cellular component: late endosome; phagocytic vesicle; lysosome. Lineage: Eukaryota; Metazoa; Chordata; Actinopteri; Centrarchiformes; Centrarchidae.
GUUGUAUUCUGUCUGGCUAGAUCACAUGACCGGAGGCCGUCCAUGUAUCGUUAGCUUGCUAGCAGCUAGCUGCGUUAGCACCGAGCCUUUGGAGUUCACCAGGAAACGGUGCGACCUAACGUUGACUCGAGCCACCCCAGUGCGAGGAGCAGUCAAACCUGUUUGUUGCAUGGCUGCUCACAUCAACAUUAAACAAAUGAGCAUGUGACCAAGGACAAGGGUCUACAGCACAUUAUCUGGACAAGUGGAGGAGGCCAAAAUCAAUCGUGGGUAAAUUAUUUCCAAGUGUUCGAUCAGGAGUGAAUAGCCAUGACAACAAAGACAUCCCUGCUGAAAGUCAUUCUGCUGGGUGAUGGUGGUGUAGGAAAAAGCUCCAUCAUGAAUCGCUACGUCACCAACAAGUUUGACGCACACCUUUUCCACACCAUUGGCGUUGAGUUCCUCAACAAGGAACUUGAGGUAGACGGCCACCAGGUUACCCUACAGAUCUGGGACACAGCUGGCCAGGAGCGCUUCCGCAGCCUGAGGACUCCUUUCUAUCGUGGUUCUGACUGCUGCCUGCUCACCUUCAGCGUAGAUGACAACCAGAGUUUUCUCAACUUAGGCAACUGGAAGAAGGAGUUCAUCUACUAUGCAGAUGUCAAGGAGCCAGAGAAGUUCCCAUUCGUAGUCUUGGGCAACAAAGUGGACGUGACAGAGCGGCAGGUGUCUACUGAGGAGGCUCUGCAAUGGUGCAAGGAGAACGGCGACUUCCCCUAUUAUGAGACCAGUGCCAAGGAUGCCACCAAUGUAGCGGUGGCAUUUGAGGAGGCAGUGCGUAGAGUGUUGGCAGCGGAUGAGAGAACGGACCACCUCAUCCCCACAGACACAGUCAAGCUCCACAGAAAGCCUCGCUCCGCCACCACAUGCUGUUCAUAACAUCCAGGAGUUAUCACUAACAUUAAUAUUCCUGUAAUGCCUGUUAUGUGAUGAGGCUGUAGGUUUACAAUGCUGAAGUAACAUCUUAUUUAAACAAAUUAUGCUACUGGCUUUAUGAUUUGUUUUACCGUUGAAGGUUUGAUAAUAAUAAUAGUUGGACUUCUGUUUGAAGAGACAUUGAGGAAACACUACGUUUCUUAUUACAAAUAAACAUGAAAUCACUGAAUCAUUCACUCGGCGCUGUCACAAUUCAAAAGCCAGGCUAUGGAGGGGUAACAGAAAAACAAACUAUAUUUUGUGUUGGCCCGAGACAGUGUGUGGGUAAAUUCAUGUCAUUACGGAACAGGGGCAAUGUAUUUGAGAAGUUUCACUUCCCUCUCAAAUGCUCAAAUGUUCCUUUCUGUCACAAAGGCAAAUUAUAAUGUGAUUCUGUAAAAUGUGUUUAGAAGUGUACUACCUUGGGCGUGCGAUCAUCAUAGGGUUUCUGAACUUCACUCCCAAAUGUAAUAAUGCAGAUAGUGAUGAACUGUAUAUUUAGAAAAUAACAAUUCAAUAACUUAUACAGCCCAAUAAUCUUUUGACAAUAAUAAAGUAGCUAAGGCACUACUUUGUGUAACUAACACAAAGUGGCUUGUUGUCAUUGUUGCACCUUUAGGUCUUGUUUGUGCACAUUCUGCAUAGUGAAUAGAUAAUGGCUAUAUGCUGGAAGCACUGAGGGGACAAGAUCCCUAACAAAAUUAAAGCAAAGUUAACAUGCA